This is a messenger RNA of Sebastes umbrosus (honeycomb rockfish), 3715 nucleotides long. It is a transcript of the gene ccr8.2, whose product is annotated as cabz01093075.1. Gene Ontology annotation, molecular function: chemokine receptor activity. The record is from RefSeq and is a predicted model, not a curated record. The coding region runs from base 100 to 1317 and encodes 405 amino acids. NCBI's taxonomy places the organism in Eukaryota, Metazoa, Chordata, Actinopteri, Perciformes, Sebastidae. Gene Ontology annotation, cellular component: membrane. The transcript is spliced from 3 exons. Gene Ontology annotation, biological process: G protein-coupled receptor signaling pathway; chemotaxis; immune response.
AGUGUUGCUCAUUUCUUGUGCACAGAGCAUAAUGUGCUUGGAUACAUAGCUUAUCAUUUCUUUGAUCUGGCAAUCCACCUACGCAUUUUGUGAUUCCCAAUGGACACCACUAUCAGCCAUCUUGUUAACAGCACUGGCAGGCAGCUCACCAUGGCCACAACUAUUCUUUCCUCCGUUGCUUUCAGUGGAAUAAGUGAGAGAACAUCUGUAGAAGACUUACAGAGCUCUACUACAGCAUCCUUCACCGAUAGCAUCACUGUAAGUCUCCCAGAAUACUACGGUUACUAUGACUACCCUGAGGAUGGCUAUGGGCUGUGUUUGCAUGAGCGUCACGGAGCAAAGUUUCUUCCAGCCCUCUAUGCCAUUUUCUUCAUCCUUGGCCUUCUGGGUAACUCUCUGGUCAUCUGGGUCAUCGUUUGUGGCGCGCGACUCCGCAGCAUGACCGACGUGUGCCUGCUAAACUUGGCUGUUGCUGACCUUCUCUUGGUGUGUACCCUUCCCUUCCUAGCCCACCAAGCCCGGGACCAGUGGGUGUUUGGGGAUGCCAUGUGCAAAGUGGUCCUGGGUAUUUAUCACAUUGUUUUUUACUGUGGGAUCUUCUUCAUCAGUCUGAUGAGCAUCGACCGGUACUUGGCUAUAGUACACGCCGUUUAUGCUAUGAGAGCACGGACGAGGUCCAUUGGAAUGAUCGCAGCUGCUAUUACAUGGGUGGCUGGAUUUUUGGUUUCUUUCCCUGACAUGAUCUUUCUCAAGCAGCAGACUGUUUCUAAUAUGUCUCAGUUCUGUUUCCCUGAAUAUCCAGAAUCUUUCAAUGACACACUUUCAUCCAGCAGGCACUUCUGGAGGCUCUUCAACCUUUUCAAAAUGAACAUUUUGGGUCUAUUUGUCCCAGUUUGCAUCAUGGGUUUCUGCUAUUCGCAGAUUGUGUGGAGGCUGCUGUACAUCCGGUCAUCCAAGAAACAGGCCAUCCGUUUAGUUCUCAUAGUGGUAGUUGUUUUCUUCUGCUGCUGGAUCCCCUACAACAUUGCUUCCUUCUUCAGUGCACUGGAGCUAUUGCACAUCUAUACUUCAUGCAACAGCAGCAAAGCCAUCAGAUUGGCUUUACAAGUCACCGAGGCCAUUUCCUACUCUCACAGCUGCCUCAACCCCAUCCUGUAUGUGUUUGUCGGGGAGAAGUUCAGGAGGCACUUGCUGAGGUUGAUGAACAGGUCUCCCUGCAAGCUGUGUCAAAUGGUCAAGGUCUUCAUACCUCAGGACAGAAACACAUCAGUCUACUCACAUACCAGCAGCCUGGACGAGAGGAGCACUGCUGUGUAAAUGUGUGUUCCUGUUAUUUCUAUCUGAAAUUAUUGCUAUAAUAUCGUAUCGUAUCAAGAUCGUGAACCCAGUAUCGUGUAUCGUAUCGUGAGCUGAGUGAAUCGUCAGUAGUGCGGCAGCGGCACUGUCCCAGACAUGAAUGUCAACCAGGGCAGAUUGACCUCAGUGUGGCGAUGUUUGCAAACCUACUCGACCCGUCUUGCAAAACGGACCCCGUCUCCUUUACCACGCUUUCUGGAUGUACCUUUUUUUGGUGUCAUCACCAUUCAUAUCUAUACAUCCAAUGUGUUCAUGAUUUGAAUUGCUUACAAGAGCACAAAGUUCUUCAGAGACCUAGCAUUUUAAUUUUGCAUCAGAUUGAUAAAUUUAACUUUAAAAUGUAAGCUACAAAAUUUUCUUUCUAAAUGCAUGAUGUUUCCAAAGUCAAUGAGUAAUCGUGUUAAAUAAUUGUCAAUCUAAUCUCAAUAUUAUGCCAUAAUCGAGCAAACUGACGGGGAAGUGACUUCUGUUAUGUACUUGAGAGAUACAAGCCUUAUCUUAUGGCCUCAUGAUGUUGUAAUAGUUACAUGCAAGCAAACACAGUGUACCCUUUGCUAUUUUACCAUUUAUAUUUAUAUGUUUUUAUACUUUUAUAAGUUCUAUAAGCGACGUAAGAAUGUAUUAUUGAUUGUACUGUAAAUAUAUUUUUGUGAGAUUUUUUUCUGAAUUGAGGAUGAAACAGAAUGUGCACCUGCAAUAGGUCAGAAAUUGUUUUAAAUUUUUUUUUUUCGUUUUUAACCACGCUACUGGCUGAAGCUGAAUAGAAACUGUGUCAACUAUAACAGCUGUCAACAACUUCCGCAUUAAAAGCGUCAGUAACCUCAUUUAAUCAUCAGCUGCCAAAAGAAAUAACAGACGUAUUGUAACAAGUAGGAGCCAAACUCAGACACUGACCAUUUCCUUGUAUUCAAACAGCAUUAAGAGAAGUGAAAUAAAUGUAAACUUUUAUUUGCACGUUAUGGCCACUCUCACAUCAGUUUUAUGUACCAAACUGUUGCACGGCAAGUGCAGCUGGAAACCAAUAUUGCAUGUUUCAUAGCAUUAGUAACAGCAGAUUUGCACACAACCUCAACCUAGAGGAAACCACAACCUGAAAGAGCCUGCACGAGUUGUCAGUUUAACCUCUGCAGUCUGUGCACAGAUGAGCAUUUCGCUGUCAUAUUUUCAAAUCAUUAUACUCUAUAUGCUGUCAUGCAGACUGACAAAGAAUCCCAUUCAAUCAAUACACAGUUAAAGUUGUUCAUUAGACUCUGUCCCUGUGGAAGGCAUUUUGAAUUCACAUCAGCCAUGGGAUUAGAAUAGAAACUCUAUGAACAUGCAGAAAGUCAAAGUUCCUCCUUCCUUCUGAGCUUGUUCCUCAAUACAUUUUCUCAAAAGGUUUCUUUCAUUACUGCAUUCUACUGACAGUUGAGCUGUUCUGCAUUGUAGUGAAGAUAAAACAUAUUCUAUGUUAGUAUUCAACAUUUCCCAUGAGUCAAAGACACAGUAUUUCUGUCAGAACCACAUGGGAGCUCUUUUUGUUGAAGUACAUUUAAAUCAGCAGGAUUCUUUAAUGUACAUUUUUACAGUGAUUUUGUGUUGCACUCUCAUAGAGUUUAGUAACUCGAGUAACUCCUACACCUCCUUCGCUGCCUGCUAAAUGCUCAUGUUUGUUGAACUCCAUGUUUGUAAUGCGGGCUUCCUGUUACCCCUGAUGCCCAAACUGAUAUACCCUGAUGGCAUCACUAUGUCAUAAUCAGGGGUGAUAUUCUCAGACCACGAAGCACCUUCAAAGGGGUAGUCUAGUGGUUAUGAUGCAUACAACUGCAACAUCCUUGCUUUGAUUCGAGCUGGGGACAGUUGUUGCACGUCAUCCCUCUCUCUCUUCCUGCCUUUCAUUACUGUAGCUCUACCAUCACUAUCAAAAAAAGGCAAAAUAACAACAAAAAUAUGCUUAGAAAAAACGAAGCUCCUUCAAAGCCAAGACAUGCAACUGUUUUCAUACACAAACGAGUACUAACCUUCAUUGUAAAAAGACUUAGACAUGUAAAAUCCGUGCAGAGCCCCUUAACAGUACAUGUUCUCAUAAAUGACAAGUAUUCAGGUUGAAAAUCAACAGUGGCCCCUAAAUGCUAGUGCAGUCAGUAAAGCUACCCAUGUUUUCAACAUUUUCAUUUGCUGAAUUACAUCAUAUGACAUUUUCAGUAAUGAUAUCAAUGGUAUCUUUACUAAUUUAUUAUUUUUUAUAAUAUUAUUUUUUUAAUUUUCUACUCUGUUCUUUUUAUUAUACAUAUUAUAUUUAAUAUGCUGAUAUAUGCAAAGCAGCAUUUUUUGUAAUGUUAUGUUCAAUAUCUAUGUAUCAUAUUAUUAUCAAUAAAAU